Messenger RNA from Fimicolochytrium jonesii, 3911 nucleotides. RefSeq lists its product as uncharacterized. Gene Ontology annotation, biological process: chromatin remodeling. The record is from RefSeq and is a predicted model, not a curated record. Bases 48 to 3911 code for a protein of 1287 amino acids. Lineage: Eukaryota; Fungi; Chytridiomycota; Chytridiomycetes; Spizellomycetales; Powellomycetaceae. Gene Ontology annotation, cellular component: cytoplasm. The transcript is spliced from 2 exons.
GCAAGUUGCACAUGGGGGAAAUGCGCGCAUGUGGGCCCGUGUGAUUGAUGGAUCCCCUUUUCCCACGGGAGAUCUCGACUUGCGCGCGCGUGCUGCGUGCUCCCUCCCUCCGUGCCUGCUGCUAUCAUCACAAGGAAGGCGACGGAACGCAAUAUCGACAGUGGCCUCUUGCACCCACCCACACAGGGAGAGAAGACUUCGCCCCUUCACCCUGCAAGUCUUCCCACCCAAGUGGUGCUGAACAAGAGUACAGAGAAAUGGCUCUGACAGAGGUCGAGCACGGUCGCCAAAAGGCCUUCGCUCAGCUGAAACCCCUGUGCGUUCGCAUUCUGCAACCCGCUGUCUUUACAACAAUACGGCGCGAUGAAACAAAUCCCCUCAUCUCCUUGUCAAAACAGCUGAAGAGCAUAGGGGCAUCCGAUAACGGCUCACAGAUCCUCGAAGCCGUGUUCGACUACGUCUGCUUUCCCUUGAUGCAAUUAUUCAAGUAUCCGUCACCUUCGACAAUCGCUGUAGAAGGCGCUCUGGACUGCAUACUAUGUCUGUUACAGAACACACGCGAGGAUUUCAUGCCUCUGGCAUUAUAUAGGGACCUGCUGGUCGCACUGCCAUACCUGAUAUCCCGCGGGCGUAUUGGAAAAUCAGCAAAGGAAGCAGAAACAACACCUGAGGAACUUAAACAGCUGGGCGUUCAGUGCCUCGCCCAGAUGCUGAGACGUGUGACCGUACCGACCGAUGCCAUGGACGCCAAAUUUCUGGCCGAUGCUGCGGAAACCAGUACCACAAAAUACCUCUGCAAACCCGAGUAUCAGCCAACACUGGCGCAUGUAGUGGUCGUGCUUGUGGAUAUCAUCGACAAGGAACGCCACACCGAUUUGCGAUUAGCUGCGCUCGCGGUCAUAUCGGAGCUGGUGAAGAAGGUCUACGAUGCAGAUCAUGUCGCCCAAUUCCUGCCCGGAGUGAGCUCUACGCUAGUGAAGGUCUGCCUUCGAGACGAGAAACAAUCGCAUCGAAUAAUAGUCGCAUCGCUCGCGGCAUUUGCAGACAUCAUCAGACACACCAUGAACAAUGAAGAUUGCAGGGAUCUGAUUCCGAGGAAACAGAUCGGGUGGACAGAUUUGGUAUCGAUCGCUGAGAAAACGAGCGAGCUACCACUGAAAGAAGAGGGCGCAGUGGCAUUCGCAAUGCCAUCACCACCUCAACGCGGUAUCACAACCAAACGGGAUAUAGCCUGGUUCAACGCCUCCUCCACCCGUCUCACCACCCUCAUCACCAAUCUCUUCACAAUCCGGCACCACGAUCACUAUAAAGUCCGCCAAGCAUUUAUCACCCUGUCCGCAGACAUCAUCACCCAUUCCGGCCAAUCCCUCGCCACUUCCAUCCCCAUCCUCGUCGAAACCUUAGUCGGCUACGUCAACGACACCGUCCCGCAAGUCUCAAACGAAGCAAAACACAAACUCGACACAGCAGCCAGCACCCUUUACCACCAAUCCACGCUCGUCACGAUGCUCAAGCGCAAUUUCUACAGCAUGCUCGAGUCCCUGCCCCGCCUGAUCAUGCAGGCGGACGACAGGAAGAAGUUGGAGGCGCUGAAUAUAGUCAAUGGAUACGUGGUGCUGUUGAAGACGGAAAUACGGCCGUCGUUGAAUGCGGCGAUCCACAGGUGGUCGAUUGGGGUGUUGAGGGUUGCAACUAUGGAGACGGCGGAUGUGAGGUUGGUGGAGGAUCGGGGGAAGGGGUAUGAGCUUGAUCGAUUGGCGGCGGGUGAUGAAUCACCAGCCUCCGAAACUGGCGCAUCCACACAGCUGAAAGCCAGGGCGGAAUCUCUACACUUUCCACGCAAACAUUUCCUCUACUUCCGCGACGACCGCGUCGAAGCCGCCCUUUCACAGAUGUGCCGUCUCAUAGGUCGGUACGGCGACAUGGCCUUUCUCGCAUCCCAUUUCCUCAACCAUAUCAAGAGCGAAGGGAUUGAAGAUUUUCAGGCACAGGCCACCUUCGUGUUGAAUGAGAUGCUACUCGGAGCCGCGGGAUCAGGGAUCGAUCAAAUGUCAUCAGAGGACAUUGGCAACAUUGGCAAACACGCUUCGCAAGCAAUCAAGUCAAUCGCGAAAUCGGUAACCCAAGACCUCCUCCAGUGCUCCACCUGGACCCACCCCACCAACCUCACCAACCAAACCUUCCGCCAAACUCUCACCUCCACCUCCACCUCCACCCCCACCCACCAAGGCAGCAUAACCCACUUCAACACCACAAUCCUCAAACAAACGCUCCUCCUCGAAUCCCUCGCCACCACCUCCCACAUCCUCGGCCCGGACAUGCAGGUCCUGCUCAUGGACACCCUCUACACCCUCCUCUCCAAAAUCGGCGACUCCAACCGCGUCGUUAGCCAUACCGCCAUGACCGCCCUCCACUCCAUCGCACUAUCCCAAUCCUACCCACGCACACCACCCUACACACACAUACCCAACGGCGCGGUGAUUGAACUGAUACUGGAUAACAUCGACUACAUCGUCAAUGCGGUCUCGAGGCAUCUACGGUAUUUGUCAACCAACCCGGACGCGCCUGUCGUGUUACGAGCCGCGAUCAGGACGGCUGGGGUGGGGAUCGUGCCCUAUAUGGCGGACUCGGUAGAGGAGGUGCUGGAUGCGGUGGAUGCGUGGUAUUUGAGGAGCGAGGGGAUGGUUCAGGCGCUGGUGGGGGUUUUGGACGCGUUGGUGGAGGUUAUGGAUGAUGGGGGUGUGGAUGUUGUUGGGGAGAGUGAUGAGCAGAGGGAUGUAGGGACGGGGUUGAAGGGGUUGGAUGCUGCGAGGGAGAGCGUGAGCGACAACCCGGAGUUCAAGGGGUGCUCACGGGAGAUGAUUGAGUUCUAUCUGGAAUUCGCACCAUCCGCGGAAUCGAAACCGGGGAAUAGUGAUGAUACCGACGAACCCCUCACCCGCGCCGCCGCCGCCGAAAAGUUCUUCAAAGACCGCGCAGAGGGUCUUAACCCCUUCACCGGCGAAUCCACCACCCCCCCCUCGCAAAAUCCGCCCCGACCUCCCCACCCACCCCCCGCAACCCCCUCGGACCCCACCCCGCCACCCCUCCCACCCCACCAACAGCUAACCCUCCUCAUCCUCCCCAAACUGCCCCCCCUGCUAACCCACCCCUCCCCCACCCUGCGCCACGCGGCCCUCACCCUCCUCCAACGCUCCCUCCGCAUCCUCCGCCCAACAACCCACCUCAACACCACCAUCCACACCUUCUGGCCCAUCGUCGUCAAACGAAUGAGCGACACCGAACACUGGGUCGCGACCGAGGCGAUGCGGUGCGUGGGGCUCAUAGCCGCGCUCGCCGGCGGGUUCGUAGCCAAACGCGUCGGCGAGGAUAUCGUGCCGCGGUACGCGAAGAUGAUGGGGGCGUCAGAAGCCGUCGGCGGGCAACACAACAACAACCCCACCGCCGCACACCGCCGACACGAGGGGACCACGCACUCCCCCCGGCACAGGCUGCACCUCACGGCGCUGCGGACGGUCAGGUCGCUGGUCCCGCACGUCGCGCUGCCGGCGUCCGCGAUCCGCACCCUCGUCGACGCGACACUCCCCUUCCUCAACGCCACGGCGUACCACGCGGAGGUUGUGCACGCCGCCACCGCGUUGCUGACGACGCUGGCAAGCGAUCCCGCCGCCGCGGAUGCCGUGUACUUGCCCCUGUGCGCCUGCUUGGGGGCGAGAGGUGUCCGGCUUUGCGGAGGGCAGCGUGAGCACGCGGUGCCCGGGUGGAUGGUGGAGAAGUGGAGGGCCAAAGGCGGCUGCGAGGCGUUUUUGGAGGCGGGGGUGCAGGUGUUGCGCGCUGUGGAUGGCGAGGCGUGGGAGGUGACGGAGGGGUGGGUCAAGGGUGGGGAGGGGAGGGUGCAGGUCUUUAGGUAG